This is a messenger RNA of Cooperia oncophora, 327 nucleotides long. NCBI's taxonomy places the organism in Eukaryota, Metazoa, Nematoda, Chromadorea, Rhabditida, Trichostrongylidae. The record is from the annotation of a GenBank genome assembly.
CUGCCCUUUAUAGGUUCCCCGAAAUUUUCACUAACAUGGUUCGUCGAUUUGGCUCAUGACAAUACCAAACUGAUCUACCUAAAACUGUGCUUUCAGCUGAACAACUCUUUUAUAUUCUUCUUUGGUGAUCAUGGGCCACGUUUCGGUUCGGAAGCUGGCACGAAAUUUGGUGUUCGCGAACAGAACAAUCCAUUCCUCUAUGUGGUACUGCCAAAGCAUUUGCGACAUAAAAAAGUUUAUCAGCAGAUGUUGAGAAACAGUCAAGAACUCGUCACUCAUCACGAUCUUCAUUCCACCCUCGAGGAUAUCCUCUAUGUGAGUAUUUAA